AUGUGGAGGAACGACCAGAGUACGAGCUCUGCGGUCCCAGUGCCUCAACAAACUCGGACCCAUGCACCCUUCCGACCCCAUGAGGAACCAUCAAGUAUGGGCGAGGUGAGUGCGCGACGUUAAUUGGUACGCUGUAUGCCGGAGCCUGGCUUUUGUUCGCUCGCCCGAGGGAAAAAGGGGGACGAACGCGCAUGCUUUCAAGCUGCGACCUUUUCGAAUGCUAUCCAUCUUUACGGAGGGACUGGCAAAGAAAUAAAAGUUGGGUCGACUGCACCGCCCUUGCUCGUUUGCUCUCGCUACAGCAGCCCCAGCUCCAACUUGGACUUGCGCCGACGCAAGCCCAGCUGCUAGCAACGGCCGUCUGCGCCCGCGCGCCCGACCGCCGACUACCCACUGCCCGUGACGCAGAUUGCCGGGCGGCCGGAGCCCCAGCCUUUUCUCCCGGAUCGGCGAAUUCGAAACCCCGCGUCGUCAGGGCCACGGCGGCUUAGCGCCACGAGACCUUGUGGCUGCCGGCCGCUCCGGACUCCGCACGGCCAUCAUCCUCGGAUUCGUCGCAUUCUGGUGGACGCCGCAGCAACGAGUACUGACCACGCGAUACACCUUCUUUCUUCUGUUGAAAACUCUUUUUUUUUUCUAUCGAUCUACUAUGCUGUCCUGAUCACUUUAGGAUGGUUACCUCCGAAACCAAGACGCCAGCUCGUCGCACUCUGGAGGCUCGAACGAGCCGCUAGCCCGAAGAGGAGCCGCGCCAGGGGUCGCCGGAGCGGCCGCCGCGGGCGGCGCCACACAACGAAGGGGGGCCUCGCGCCGUGACGUCGACAGUGACGCUGGCAGCCCCGCAGACGAUAGCAUUGACUCUGGGUACAAGGCCGGGAUGCCGAUUGGCUUGCUCGCUGCUCGAGGUGAGUUGUGGCGGUCCCGUCCAUCUUUCUGGCUGCGCCUCGUCCUUGAGGUCCCCGCCAGGGUUGCCGCUCUUUUUAGCGCGCUUGCGUGCGCGUAAGCUCUGGACAGGAGGCGGGGACUCGAGGCACGCGUGCACACCCCGGAGAAGCUCUUUAUGUUUUCUGUUUUCUGAUCACUGAUUUCUGGCCCCUUCACCGCCACAUGCAGGCACACCCCACGCCAAGAAGCCCAUCUUCAAGUCUCGCAAAUUCCUGAUACUGUGUCCGAUCCUGGGUCUCGUGACGCUCGUCGUGAGUGACCGCGCCGCACCUUGACGCUUCGAUGCAGUGGCCUUGCGACAUACUCUGAUGAUUGCCCUCUUGUCAAACAAUAAUGUUCUCUCCACAAACAGGUCGGCAUUGUGCUCCUGGUCUUCCCCAUCUUGAAGGCCGUCGCCAAGCACACGCUUUCCGUCUCCGUGCUCGGCGUGACUUCGUCCAACAUCACCAACGCGGGCAACGAUUCAUUCACGCUCACGCUCGAGGGUCAGGCGCGCAAGGUCGGCGUCUUCCCCGCCCAGAUCUACUUCCGUGAACCCGUCUACGUCCACUGGAUCGCGCCCGAGAACCUCACCCAAGAGCUGCAGAUUGGUCACUUCCAACUGGACCGCAUCGGCGUCGCCGCCGGCCACGGUCGCAUCAAGCAGCAAACCACUUUUGUCAUUGACGAUGUCCCCGGAUUUUCGCGCUUCGCACAAUACCUCAUCACCCAGGACGAAUUUACCUGGCGCCUGAAGAGUAACAAUGUGGAGGCCAAGGCCUUUGGCUUCAUCCCCGCCCGCAAUCUUGCCUUCGUCAAGGAUCUGACUCUGCCGGCGAUGGCCAACAUGACCGACGUGUCGAUCACCGAUUUCCAGAUCCCCGGAGACGAUCCCGCUGGCGGCGUGUCCAUUUCAGUUAUCACCAAGUUCACCAACCCGUCUGCGUUCGGUGUCGGACUCGGCAUCCUCAGCGUCGACCUGUACUACGGCGAUCUGUACCUGGGUCCAGCUUCGACGGCGACAGAGACCAACUUGACGGCUGGUGUAAACACCGUCCACUUGGUCGGUCGUUUAGUGCCCUACGCCGAUGAUCCGGUGGCCCUGCAGAAAUUGUCGCAGGUCUUCUCCAACUACAUCAACGGCGAUGCUACCCCAGUUGAGGCUCGCGGCGCCAGGGUCGCUUUGCCCGGCGGCAACGUCGUUGGCUGGCUAACCACGGGUGUGAGCGCGCUGGUACUCAACGUGCCCCUUACGUCGCCGACGGGACCCAUCCGGCCGAUCACCGGUAUCACAAUUCAGCAGCUAUCGCUCGCUUUCGACCCAACGGCGCCGUAUUCUCCUCAAGCCAACUCGAGCGCCGUCUCAGCGACGUUUGCCUUGCCCUUCGGCUUCUCGCUCAACAUCGUCCAGCUCGCCAACAAGUUUGCGAUUGUCGAGAACCGCACUACCGUUGCGAGUCUGUCCUCUCCCAUGGGCGCGGCUAACACCAGGAUCCUCGUCCAGAACUCGGGUCAGACCUCGGGUGACAUCUCGCUCGAUUUGCCGCUUGCGCCUUUGGAGAUUGGGAGCAGCGUCAGCGAGCACUUGACGUUCGAUCAGUUCACGUACGACCUGACGACUGGAAACGGGUCCGCGUUCUACUUGCUCGGUAGCACGGACGCCGUGACCGACACGCCCCUCGGCCAAGUUUUGCUCAAGAACAUCGCCUUCAUCGUCCCGGCGGGCCUCAUCGGUCUCUCAAGCCUCUCCACAUUCCCGACCUUGGUUCGCAGUGUCGAUGUCUUGGGCGGCACCAAGGAUGCGAUCCUGCUGAACAUCACCGUCGGCUUGACCAACCCCUCCAACUUAGAUCUCAAGGUCGGCAACGUCACGUUCCAAUUGUUCAACAAUGGUUCAUUCGUCGGCACGACAGUUUUGCCCGACUUGCAUCUCACCCCGGGCUACCAAGAACACGGCUCGAUCGGCUACUUCCAGGCCAACAACAAUCCUGUCGGGCUCGAUACGCUCAACACCUUCGUCGCCGGUACCGACAACGAGCUCCAAAUCAGUGGUUUCAAUGGUUCGACCGCGGUCGAGAGUCUGACUCAGGCGUUCAUGGCGCUCAAGCUUAACACGACCCUGCCCGGUCUGCAAGCCAGGUUGCUCGAGUCGGCUGCGGUGACCGUAUUGCCGACGACCGGUGUCACGAGCAACUUGGCCAAUGCGGUCGUGAACCUCAACAACCCCUUCACCUCGGGCUUGACGGUCACGAACAUCCAAUCGAACGUCACCGCGUACGGAGUCUUCAUCGGUUCGAUCGUAACGAACACAAACUUUGCCGCCGCUGGUAAAGCUGUCACGCAAUCCCCAACCCUCGGACUGUGAGUUGGCUAGUUAAGGGCAACCUCGCUCGUUCUCUAUGCGGCACAAAAAUUGACCGACUUAUCUCUUUACCUUUUUCAUCAUACAUGCAGGGACAUGAACUUGUACCCUCCUGACAUCUUUGGUCUGCUCCGAGCGCUUGCCGUUACUGCGGGUUUGCCGACCGAGCAGCUCGAUGGUAUCGUCGGCCUCGCUGGCUACACGCUCACUCCGACCACCGCCGACGCCGCCGGCUCGCCCACCACUGCCAAUGUCACCGGCUCGGCCAAACGCUCCCUUGAUCCCAAGAUCGAGGCAUUCUGGAAGCACACUCUUGACAAACGAGCGAACACCUACACUGGGUCAGUUCAAGCCAAUCGAUGCUCGAGCUGCCGCUCACCUGCUCACAUCGUGGUUCCUCCUCGCCUCCCACAGCUUUGACCUGCCUUCAUUCGUCUUGGCUGCGUUCAAAGCUCUCGUCGUCAACGUCGAGCUUGCCGCCUCGACGACGAUCGGCGAAUACGUAACCGAACUCAGCUACACGCAAAAGAAUGUCCCAGCCGUCACCGACUCGAGCUUGACUCUGCUGUUACCAAUCCUGGCUCGCCCGAUCGUGCAAAAGAUUGUCGACGAAGCUAUCCUCGCCAUCACGACAGUGACCAUCGCGAACCCUAGCAACACUGCAUUCACGGCCGGUCUCGUUGGUGCCAUCAACAACGCCGGUCCUUUCGACGCUGUCAUUGCAUUCACGACUGGUCUGACGGUUGCGUGGAACGGCACCCCGCUCGGUCAGAUCGCCAUGCCCAACGUCUCCCUCACCGGAGACGUCGGCGCAUCGCUUGCUCUCUCGGCGACGUUUGCCGUCGCGGAUCUCAACCACCUCACCGAUUUCACGGGCUACCUGCUCACCGAGCCCUCGUUCACGUGGCAGAUCUACGGUCAAAAUCUCACCGUUGCUGCCCUCGGUAUCGAGGUCGGCGGCAUCUCGAUCAUGAAGACCGUAGUCCUCGACGGUAUGAACGGCUUCAAGAACAACGUCCUUAUUGAGAGCUUCGACUUGCCUGCCAACGACCCCGCCGGCGGUGUCGCAUUGACGUUGCAGACGAGCUUGACCAACCCGUCAUCCGUCGGUGUGGACCUCUCCAGCAUCGGCUUUAUCAACUCGUUCGGCUCGACCAUCAUCGGCCCCGCGGGUGCGACGAGCGCAUUCUCGCUCAAAGCCAAAUCGACGAUUCAAUUACCCCUGUCAGGUCGACUCAUCCCCCAGACGACCGCUCAAGGACUCGCCGACGUCUCGAGCAUCUUCAACGGCUUCAUCCACGGGGUCCCGUCCGAUCUUGUCGUUGCUGGUGACUCUGCUGGUCCUGCCGACUGUACGUGGCUCAACCAAGGCAUCAAGAAGCUUAAGAUCGCAGUCGUACUCCCUGCGGUCGCCAACUUGCAAAUCAUCAAAGCUAUUAACAUCAACUCGCUCACGCUCAUGUUUAGCCAGUCCGAUCCGUGGAACCCGCUCUUCACCACGACGGAUACCCAGGCUGGUUUCGGGCUCCCCUUCGCAUUUCCUAUCGACAUCACCUACUUGGCUACGACCAUCACGGCCAAGACCGGCGCCAGCGGAAGCCGUCUCGCUAAACGCGAUGCUGGGGACUUCGCGACGCUCGCCGUCCCAUCGGGUCCCGUCAAAACGAACGUGGAAACUCGAGAGAUCGCGCUCACCUUUGCCAACGUGCCUUUCAAGUCGAUGGACAACUCGGCCUACUCGGGCUUCCUCACCCAGACCACCGACUCGCCGCAAGUUCAGCUCGGCCUUCACGGUAGUGCUGACACAACCGCGUCUACGGCCAUCGGUGCGCUCAACCUUGUCGGCAUCGACUUUGAAGUUUCGUCUCCCUUGCUCGGUCUCCAGGGCCUGAACGCGCAACCGACCACCGUGUCGGAUCUUGAUGUGUUCCGUGGCUACACCGACUACUUACAGAUCAACGUCAAGGCGCGCUUGUACAACCCGUCCAACAUCACGAUCGGCACCGGAAACGUGGCUUUCGGUCUACAAUUCCAAGGGCAGAUCAUCGGUACGGCCAAUAUUGACAACCUUGUGCUCGUCCCGGGCGAGAACAUCGUCGCCACGGCCGUCCACUAUCAACCGGGUGGCGGUGCUUCCACGGCUGCGGGUCAGCAGCUGCUCGAGAACUACAUCCAAAAUGUCCAGUCGGCGACCAUCAUCCUCGGUACCGAUACGACCACGCCUAUCGCGUCACUUCAGGCCGCUCUCAAAACGAUCGCUUUGAACACUCAAAUCCCCGCCCUGGACCAAUUGCUGAUCACGAAGGCGGCGCUCACGUUCCCGAUGAACAUUGGUCAAGCCGGCGUGACGGCCAACGCCAAAGUCACGCUCGCCAACCCCUUCACGGCUUCGAUCAACAUCAUCAACGUCGUCACCAAUGCCUCGUACAAUGGCAUCUUUGUCGGCGCAGUCAACGCCCAAAACCUGAACCCGCGCAUCUCCGCGCCUGGCCACACCACGAUUGUCUCUCAGGAUUUGCCAUUCACGCUCAACACGGAUGUCAAGUCUUUGGUCCGGUUUAUCGAAGCUGCUGCCGCUGCUAAUAGUGUCAAUCUCGGGCCUCUUGGUAAGUCAAACCUUUUCACAGAGUCGGCGUUGGACAAAGGUAUGCUAACCGGUGAACCGUUGCCGUUUCUCAGUGCCUCAGUUUGCGUACGUACUCGGCCUUUCCGACACGUCAACGAGUGUCACGGCUUCGGUCAACCCCAACCCCGAGUCAUGCGCACCAACGGGCACGACCAAAGCCGUCCAGGGGCUGAUUUUGGCGGCUGUCGCAAAUCUCAAGACCGAUUUGGCCAUCUCGGCCUUCACAGCUCUCGAUCAGUACCAGACCGGUCUUAAUUUUGUGCAAAACCAGGUUCCGACUGUCUUGGAUGACUCGGUGUUGUACCUCACCGGCAUCAUCGGAGCUCCUAUCGUUUCGAACAUCGUCGCACAAGCCCAACUCGCCUUCGUGUCCGGUGACGUCGACAACAUCACCGACAAAGGUUUCACGGUCGCACUCAAGGGCAGCUUGACCGACGCUGGGCCCUUCGAUGCCCUGAUCUCGUUCCCUGAGGGAGUUCAAGUGAUUUUCCAAGGCAAUUACAUCGCCGACAUCGCUCUGCCCGACAUUUGCUCGCCCGGCUCGACGAACGUGCCCAAUUUGCAGACCACGGGUACACUCACGAUCCGGGAUCUCGGCAAAUUCACCGACUUUGCCACUUACCUGUUGCUGAACCCAAGCUUCACUUGGACCAGUCAGUGCCCUUGACGUUUCCCAUGCUCCUGCUCUAGCCGGUGCCUUGUACUGAUUCGUCUCCUCCCCGCUUGACUUUGUCAAUAGUCACGACCAAGAAGUUGCGCGUGUACGCUUUGCAGACUAUCUUCGAUAACGUUACGCUCACCAAGAACAUCACCUUCUCGGCCUUCAACGGCCUUCCCGGUGUCACGAUCGUCAACCCCGACUUCCCCUCAGACGUCGAGAAUGGCAUCGCCCUUGUUACGGAAACCGCCAUUCCCAGUCAGUCGAACCUCGGCAUCAACCUCGGCACCGUCAACUUUAAGGCCUACUUUGAGGGUGAGCUCGUCGGCCCCAUCCAAGGAAACAACCUCGAUCUCGCGCCUUUGACGACGACGACUACGAAGUUGACGGGGACGAUCGUGAAACGUACCUCUUCGGCGAGCACGUCCUCUCUGGGUCACUUGUUUUCGGGCUUCUUGGCUGGCCUCAACCAGACCUUGCAAGUCAAGGGAGACUCGGUCAUCUCACCAGCUCAGCCGAACAAGGCCGUGAAUUGGCUGAGCGCUGCGUUCCAGCAGUUGACGUUGCAGGUCGUGCUGCCGGGCAAGAUCUUCCCGGACAUUAUCUCUUCGGUCACGCUUCAGGAUCUGACGGUCCGUAUUACGGAACAAGAUGCGGCCUACAACGUUCCGUCGCGCAACAACGAGACCGACGUCGUCUACAAGUGAGUUCUCUCUCUCCUCCUCCUCCCCCCCCCCCCCCCCCCCCCUCCCGGGCCUUGCUUCGGGGUCGUGGACUCCUCAGCUUGAACGGCGCUUACACUAAUUGUAUGUCUUCCAAUCGGUCAACAGGAAUCCUUUCGGCUUCUCGCUCACUGCCAAGCAAGUUGGCGGCUCGUUCUACAUCAAUUGGCAAGGCGUCCAAACGGCUCUCUUGACAUUACCGGUCGCUAACGCUGUCCGCGUCGAAACCUCGACCGGGCAGCCUGCCAACCUCGUCAUCGACUUCAAGCAAGACCGGUUCAUCAAGAGUCUUGACGACGCCUCUUUCCGCUCCUUCUUUGAUGCCAUCACGAACACCGCGAGCGUCACAUUUGGUCUCAACGGGGCGGCGACCGUCACUGCUGGCACGAACGCGGGAGAUAUUCCCAUCACAGGCAUCCCUUUCAACGUUCAAACGUCCCUGCGAGGUAUCGAAUCCCUCAACGCAUGCCCUACUGUCGUGUCGGACCUAGUGGUAUACCAAGGCUUCCCGACGUACCUCCAGAUCAACGCCGACGCGGCGCUCUACAACCCGUCGAAUGUGACCGUGAUCACCAACGACGUCACGUUCGGUCUGUCGUUCAUGGAUCAGAUCGUUGGUUCCGUAAUCAUCGGCGAUUUGUUACUCAUUCCGGGUACCAACAACAUUGGAACCGAGGUGCGCUACAUGCCGCAAACGGCUGCUCAGGUCGUGGCCGGCAUGGAGCUGCUGGCCAACUACAUCGAAGGCAAUGUCUCGGACGUGAUCAUCGCCGGCACGAGCACGACAACCCCCUACGGCUCGCUCAGUGAAGCGCUCGGGAAGAUUCAGAUCAAGACGUCGAUCCCGCCCAUUCACCAGAACAUCAUCACCCGCGCGGACCUGAGCUUCCCGAUCAACAUUGGCAAUGGCAAUGUCUCGUCUCAAGCGACGUUCGGCCUGAGCAACCCGUUCCGAGUGUCGAUCAAUCUUGUCAGCGUGGUGGCCAAUGCCUCGUACAAGGGUAUUUACCUUGGCCAAAUCAAUCAACAGCCUCUUCCUACGGUCAUUACGGCGAAGGGUUUCCAGAACAUCACCUCGUACAAGUUGCCGUUCAACCUCAAUCUCGAUCCGCGCUUCCUCGCCAAGUUUGUCGAGUUCGCCGCGGCCAACAAUGGCGUGGACCUUGGCAUCCUGAGUAGGUCUAAUUUUGAGAUAUUUGAUGCCGGUGUUUCCUUAGAGUCGGUCUGAUCACUGACGCCGCUUAUUACGAUCUCGUGCGAACUCCGUAGAGCCGGCGCUGGACUACGUCAUCGGGCUUUCUGACGCCCAGCUCAACACGGCAGCGGUCACCGCUAUUACGUCCAAGGUCAACACGGCCAAAGAGACGUGUCAGCCCACCGGAACCACCAAAUCGGUGCAAGAAACGAUUCUCAAGGCCGUUGCAAACCUCCAAACCGAUUUGAGUGUUUUCUCAAACACGCGUCUUGAUCAAUACGCCACUGGUGCGUAUAUAGUGACCGGGCCGGGCCUUUAGACCCGAAAGUUGAAGCUGACGCUGCCAAAAGGUCUGUUCACUUGCGAUAUACAGACUUGCAAUUCGUCCAAAAAAAUGUUCCCACCUACUUGGACGACUCGGUACUGUAUCUCACCGGUAUUCUUGGUCGUCCGAUCGUCGCCAACAUUGUCGAUCAGACGACGUUGAGCUUUACCGGCGGCUUCAUCAACAACCUCACCGACAAUGGCCUCACAGUUGCACUCGUAGGAUCCUUGCUCAGUGCUGGACCUUUUGAUGCCAGCAUCGAAUUCCCUUCCGGUGUUGACGUCAUCUGGAAGGGGCAGAACAUCGCCAAGAUUGCCCUGCCCCCGAUCUGCUCUCCCGGUAACGUCGGUGUCCCAGCGCUCAACACGACCGGUAUCCUCACGAUUACAAAUUACAAGGGCUUCGUCGAGUUCGCAGGCUAUUUGUUGAACAACCCUCAGUUCACCUGGACGAUCACGACCGACAAGUUGCGAGUUUCGGCGCUCGGAACAAUCUUCGACAACGUGACGCUCACCAAGAACGUCACUUUCGAUGCGUUCAACAAGCUGGCACCCGGAAUCUCGCUCAUGAACCCCGAUUUCCCCGGCGACGCGAAAAGCCCACCUGGUAUCAAACUCACUGUCGACUCGGUAAUUCCGUCCCCUUCGAAUCUCGGCAUCGAGCUCGGCGAAGCGACCUUCAUCGCGAGCUACAAUGGGUCCGAGAUCGGUCCUGUUACGGCGAGCGACCUCACCCUGAAGGCCAAGUCGAACACGAGCGAGUCGCUUGUGGGAACCGUCAUCUAUCGUAACGACGCGAACGGCCUCACGUCUCUCGGCGACGUCUUCUCGCUCUUCUUGGCGGGCGAGAACGUACCUUUAACGGUCACGGGUAGUUCGGUCACCUCGCCGGCGCAGAAGACGCCCGUCAAGUGGCUUUCGGAGGCGUUUGGUCAACUUGUACUUACCGUGCAGCUGCCCGGCAAGAAACAGAAGAUCCUCAGCGCGAUCCAGCUUCGUGAUCUGACUGUUACGGUCGACGACGGGGCGCAAGACUAUGCCGCGAUUAUUGCGAACAAUGCCACGGACGUCACCUUCCGCAACCCUUACGGCUUCACGCUCACGGCGAUCCAAGCGGGAGGUAAUUACAUCCUCAACUACGAAGGACAAGCUGGAACUCUGAAUGUACCCGUUGGAAACGUUGUGAAGCAAGGUACAUCGACCGGUCAAGAUGUAAGUCGCGCCUUGGUGGCCUCAAUUACCAGCAUCUGCACAGCGAAGACUAAAUCACAUACCGCUCGCUUUUGUCUGUUCUCUGUUUUCAGGCCAACAUCACCAUUCAGUUCGUGAACCCUCCCGCAGUCUUUGUGGCGAACAACACGCUCGCGUAUCAAAAGUUCUUCGCCGCGGUCACGAACGACGCCCAGGUUGCGUUCGAGCUCACUGGUGGCGCUUUUGGUGAGUCGCGCUUCUCGCUCUCCUUUGGGCCGGGUAUUCUUGCGACAACUGAGCUUGUCAACCUUCCCCCCAGUCACUGCGCGCACCGCGGCAGGAGAUAUCCCCAUCAGCGGCAUUCCAUUCGACGUGCCCUCGACUUUCCCUGGUAUCAACGGCUUCGACCACAAGACGGCAAUAAAUCAAGGUGGGUGCCUGUUGGCCUCAAAGGAACUACCACCGCACCAUUCAAACAUCGAGUGGCUGAGCCUAAUUUUCUUUUUCUGCAGUGCCCGUGGUGUACGAUGCAGGAAGCGACGCGGAUCCUUUCGGCCAAACGGCUGGAUCCGACUUUGUUCGCAUCGCCAUUACGACCAUCCUGAUCAACCCGGCACCUCUGAUCCUCCACACCAACUUCGCGUCGCUUCAGGUUUACUACAGAUCGGUGCUGGUUGGACGGGCUUACAUCAACCCGCUUGAUUUGUACCCGGGUAAUAACUCGGUCCCUGCCGAGUUCCACUAUGAGGUAUGUGCUGCGCAUUCUUCGAAUAUAGCCGCAGGGUGCUGUACUAAUGAGAACUUUCUUCUCUGCGCAACAGCCUAAAACUCGCUCGGAUCCAAUAGCUCAGGACAUCCUGACCCAGUACCUCGAGACGACCGGCCCGAUCCCUAUCAAGAUUGAGGGCGACUUGACUUCGUCACCUUAUAAAUCUUUGCAACCAGCCUUGGGCGCGCUCUCGCUCAAUGCGUCGUUCCCGGGGCAAGGGAAGCCUCUUAUCAACAAGAUCAUUGUGGGUUAACUGCACUAGCUGGCACGUUCGACCCCUUGCGAGCGUACCGGGGCGCUGACUCCACCACCUUCGCCACAAUGUAGAUCUACAUUGAUCUUAUCACAGCCUUUUGCAACCGCACGGUGUCCAUCCAAAACCAACUCACCAACAACCUUGAGACGUACAUCGAGUUGAUCCAUUUCUCCGGAACGGGCACUCAAACCGGGACGGAGUAUGCCUCGUUCAACUACACGUUCUCGGGCUCCGGGUUCCGGACCGACAAGGGCGGAACGGGGUCUUUCUCCGAGGUCGUCAAGCCCGUGAAGCUCACAAGCCCUCUUGGACUUCUCGGCUCUAUUCCACUUCUCUUCACGACGGGCUUGGGUCUCGAUAUCGUGAGUCGCGUCGGGCUUCUCAUGCCGGCCAAAUACUCGCUGACGCAUCAAAUCCCGGCCACUCUCAGGACAUCAUUGCGGAAGUGUCUGUCGGCGGAUUUGUCACUCCUUCGCUCCACUAUACGCAGAAAGCGGUCCCUUACGAGAUCCAGUUCUCGUCAGGCGGCUCAACGAUGAACUCGUCCUCGACGGGCUCCACGCUACCGUCGCUGUCGCAGCUUACCGGAUUACUGGGUGCUCUGGGAAAUAUCGCGACGUGCAACCCCCUGGGCGGUCUCAUUGCAAAGACGUCGGUAGCCGGGGACCUACUGUCGUCCGCCACAGCAAUCAUCCCCUCAGCACUUCAAGGAGUUAUUGGCGGCCUCGGCGGGCUACUCACCGGGGGAGCUCGCGCCCCGAGUACGACCACCAGCCUGAGUGUCAGCACCAGCCUGAGUACCACCACCAGUCUGAGUGCCACCCCCAGUCUGAGUGCCACCACCAGUCUGAGCUCAAGUACUACUGCGGCUCCCACGACGACCUCCAAUACCCCCACUACGACCACUACGACCACUACAACCACUACGACCAGUGCUCCAGUCAUUCGCAAGCGGACUGUGGAAGAGAGCUUGGGCCAGCAAGCCCUCGGCGAGGAGUUGAAUAAGGUUCCCCAGGAGUUGCUCGCUCGGUUCGGCUUCACGCUCGGUGAGCCGGUCGCCAAGGUGCAGCAACGUCGCAUGGACGAGUACUGGAUCGAGAAGGCGAAACGUGCGCGAGCUGCCGUGGAGGACGAUGAGGAGUGA
Microbotryum saponariae is the source of this 12171-nucleotide messenger RNA. NCBI's taxonomy places the organism in Eukaryota, Fungi, Basidiomycota, Microbotryomycetes, Microbotryales, Microbotryaceae. The record is from the annotation of a GenBank genome assembly.